Messenger RNA from Contarinia nasturtii (swede midge), 2914 nucleotides. RefSeq names its product sodium/hydrogen exchanger 8 (gene Nhe1). Gene Ontology annotation, molecular function: sodium:proton antiporter activity. Bases 248 to 2287 code for a protein of 679 amino acids. Gene Ontology annotation, biological process: sodium ion transport; proton transmembrane transport; regulation of pH. NCBI's taxonomy places the organism in Eukaryota, Metazoa, Arthropoda, Insecta, Diptera, Cecidomyiidae. The transcript is spliced from 4 exons. Gene Ontology annotation, cellular component: membrane; Golgi apparatus. The record is from RefSeq and is a predicted model, not a curated record.
UUUUAUAUGAUGCUGAAGUAAUUUUUUUUUUCACAUACGUAUGACUGCGGAAAAAUGACAAAGUUUACGUGUGUAAUUUGAAUUUGCAGAAAAGCACACGCAUCGAUUUUUUUUAUUUGAUUUUAACGUAGAGAUGGUACUAAGCGGCAGUGUUUAUAUGAGUUGUCAUCGUAUUUAAACAGUUUGGGUGAGAGAAUUACGGUGAAAAAGUGUUAUUGAUUGAAACAUAUGUUAAAAAUCAAACGUCAUGACGAAUACACGGAAAUCAUCACGAUCCAGGGCCAUUUUUAUGUCACAACUAUUCUUAUCAAUAAUAUUGGUAAUUUGUACGAGUUGCCUUAUAGAUAGUGUCCAAUGCGAUGCGGCUUCAGGCCAAAUAUCAUCGUCUGCUAUUCCAAGCACGAUUGCAACAAAUUUAACGUCGCCAACUCAGGGCACAAGUACUACAAGCAACGUUACCAGCAGUACACCGAAAUUGAAUCAAAGUGUAAGCACUCCGAAUGACAAUAAUCAUUUGGUUAAACCAUCGUCAUCAGUUGCCCCAGAGAUUUCGUCAGAUGGCGAUAAUAAAGAAUCGGAUGCCAAUAAUACCGUUAGCAAAACAGAUGAAUCGAAAGCCGUGGAGCAAGAGCACAAUAAUUCAAUGGCCAUAUUUUUUGUGUUAUGUAUCAUUGCAUUGGGAAUACUUCUGAUUCAUACAAUGCUUGAGACAGGCUUUCAAUACUUGCCAGAGAGUAUUGUAGUCGUGUUUUUGGGCGCACUCAUUGGGCUUUUAAUAAAUUUACUGUCAGAUCAAAGUCCAAAUUGGAAACGUGAACAAGUUUUUUCACCGACCGCAUUCUUUUUGGUACUUUUGCCACCAAUCAUCUUUGAAAGUGGAUACAAUUUACAUAAAGGAAACUUUUUUCAAAACAUUGGAUCGAUUCUAGCUUUUGCUAUUGUUGGCACCACUAUAUCGGCAUUCACAAUCGGAGCAGGAAUUUACAUUUUGGGUAUGGCUGAUGUUGCCUAUCGAUUAAAUUUUGUGGAAAGUUUUGCAUUUGGCUCCCUAAUUUCUGCGGUCGAUCCAGUUGCAACUGUAGCCAUAUUUCAUGCCAUCGACGUUGAUCCUGUUUUAAACAUGUUGGUGUUUGGCGAAAGUAUUUUAAACGAUGCCAUUGCUAUUGUUUUAACAACAACGGUUUCUCGUAUCCCUGACUCGGAUUUUUCGGAAGCAAUUUGGUCUGGAUUUAAAACAUUUUUAACAAUGUUCUUUGCAUCGGCCGGCAUUGGAGUUGUAUUUGCGUUGAUUAGUGCGCUUCUUUUGAAGCAUAUUGAUUUGCGAAAGCAUCCAUCCUUGGAAUUCGGUCUGAUGUUGGUAUUCACAUAUGCACCGUACGUACUUGCCGAAGGUAUACAUUUGUCAGGCAUAAUGGCGAUUUUAUUCUGCGGCAUUGUAAUGAGCCAUUACACUCAUUUCAACUUGUCAACAGUGACUCAAAUAACCAUGCAGCAAACUAUGCGAACAUUGUCAUUCAUUGCAGAAACAUGUGUUUUUGCUUAUUUGGGUUUGGCAAUAUUUUCGUUUGAGCAUCGCUGUGAAUUGGCUCUCGUCAUAUGGGCAAUCAUUUUGUGUUUAAUUGGACGUGCAUGUAAUAUAUUCCCACUGGCGUAUAUGGUGAACAAAUUCCGUGAGCACAAAAUCACCAAUAAAAUGCAAUUUGUAAUGUGGUUUUCGGGGCUGCGAGGUGCCAUUUCCUAUGCACUAUCAUUGCAUGUAGAAUUUGCCAGAGAAGAAUCCCGUCGAGUGAUGAUUACAACCACACUAAUUAUUGUCUUGUUUACGACUCUUGUUUUUGGUGGAUCGACAAUGCCGUUGUUGCGAUAUUUGCAGCCGGGUAAAAAAUCAAAUAAACGUUUGCGAAAACAUUCGGGAAGAGGACGAAAAAGUUCAAUAUCGUUAAGUAAAACACGUGAAUGGGGUCAUGCAAUUGAUAGUGAACAUUUGUCAGAGUUCACGGAAGACGACGAAGUUGGUGUUACAGUAAGACUUGGUGGUUUCGCUCUAUGGGACACAAAAUAUUUAAAGCCAUUCUUUACAAGACGAUUUACAACACAAGAGCUACACGAUUGCAAGAGUCAAAUGACCGAUUUAACCAAUAAAUGGUAUCAGGCGAUUAGAGUGUCGCCCGAUCACAGCGAUGAAGAGGAUCUAGGAACUGCAUCAACGCUACCGAUGGCAUCGCGGAUGGCAUCACCAGGCACAUCAAACAGUACAAGCAUUCAAAGCUUUACAACAAACGCAUAGACACAAUAAAUAUACUUAUGAAUUUAGACGUAAUUUUUACACCAACAACUCAGUGCAAACACAACGCCUUCAGUUCGGAUAACGAGAUAGAGUAGUUGAAUGUAAAUUUGAGAACAUUAGCACAAAAUGAUAAUAAGAACCAAUUCGAAUGCUAUAAGAAUGUUUCAUGUGCUGUGAGGUGCUAUAAAGAUGCGACACAUUUUUAGUAUUGAAUAUCUUUUCUUCGAUGUUUUGCUUAAACGUACAGUUUUAAAAUUAAUUUAUUUAAAAUGUAAGCAUGCGAUAUAUUCAAUAUUUAUUUGAAGCGAGUAGAUAGUUUUUCGACAGUAGAUAUUGCACAGAAAAAAAGGUUCGUCACCUGAAAAGACGCCGGUCGCAAGUAUUAAAUAGUCCAAAGAUUUAAGUCGAAAAGGUCAAAAGUGAAGGUGAAAACUUGAAGUGAUUUUUACACAUUUUGAGAUUACUUAUGUCUCAAAACAAAACAAAAAAGAUCCACGUGUUUGACAUGUAUAAUUUAUUUUUAUUUUGGUGUGACUUAGUUACCAACGUUUUUUUUCAAUGGCUGUUGGUUUUCAUUUGUGAUAUGAUAUGAUCAGCAUCAAGUCGAGUUACAUUGUUUUUUUUUUU